Adineta steineri is the source of this 2676-nucleotide messenger RNA. The record is from the annotation of a GenBank genome assembly. Lineage: Eukaryota; Metazoa; Rotifera; Eurotatoria; Adinetida; Adinetidae.
AUGGCAGCAGUACGACAACGUAAUAGACAUAGUUCAAGUGAAUCGAGCGGUAGAGGUUCAUCAUCUGAAGAUGAAACACCAUCAACAACAACAGUUAAUCGACCGUCGAGGGCUAAACCAGUUGAAUUAACAUUAAAAGAUGAUGAAGAUACAAUUGGUUUUCAAGCACCAUUACCUGAAGAAUAUGAAGUACCGGGUGAAUCUGAUGAUGAACGAAGGGUAUUACCGAGAGCCAAUCCAUCAUCUAUAUCAGGUACAGCUGACGAUGAUAGUAAAAGUAAAAACUCACAAUUAGCAAAGAAAAAACGGAAAAGAAUUUACUAUAUUUGUGUAUCCAUGUGCAAAUAUGAAUGUGUACGACGAGCAGCAAAACGUCUUAAUUUUCGUGAAGUAGCUGAUGAAGAUGAUUGGAAUGUUUAUUGGACAGAUACAAGUGUUGGUAUUGAUCGAGUUGGACAAAUGAAAAAAUGGCAGAAAAUAAAUCAUUUUCCUGGCAUGAGUGAAAUAUGUCGAAAAGAUUCUUUAACAAGAAAUAUGGCUCGUAUGAUAAAAAUGUUUCCAAAAGAAUAUGCAUUUUAUCCAAAAGCUUGGUGUCUUCCAGCUGAUUAUGCUGAUUUUGCUAAAUAUUGUUCCGAGAAAAAAUAUAGAACAUAUAUUUCUAAACCAGAUGUCGGUUGUCAAGGUCGUGGAAUAUUUAUAACAAAAAAUCCAGGCAGAGAUAUUAAACCUUCUGAUAAUUAUGUUGUACAAGUAUAUGUUAAUCGACCAUUUGUACUCGAUGGCUUUAAAUUUGAUUUACGUGUUUAUGUUGCUGUAACAUCAUGUGAUCCAUUUCGAAUAUUUGUUUAUAAAGAUGGUCUUGCGCGUUUUACAACUCAACAAUAUGAAGAACCAUCAAAUUCAAAUUGUAAAGAUGUUUUUAUGCAUUUAACAAAUUACGCUAUUCAAAAACGUUCUGAUGAUUUCGUACGUGAUGAAGAUUCAGGGACUAAACGUCGAAUAACAACAAUUAAUCGAUGGUUAGCCGAACAUGGUUAUGAUGUACCAAAAAUGUGGGCAGAUAUUGAUGAUAUCAUUAUAAAAACUCUUAUAUCAGCUCAAUCUGUUCUUAAACAUAAUUAUCGAGCUUGUUUUCCUAAUCAUUAUCGUGGUAGUGCUUGUUUUGAAAUACUUGGUUUUGAUGUAUUACUUGAUAAAAAAUUAAAACCACAUGUUCUUGAAGUAAAUCAUUCUCCAAGUUUUACAACAGAUUCUAAACUUGAUCGAGAAAUAAAAGAUGCACUUAUAUAUGAUACAUUACUUCUAUUAAAUAUGCCAGCAGCUGAUAAACGUCGAUUUCUUGAAGAAGAAAAAAAACGUGCAAAAGAAAGACUUUUUCAAAAAGCAAAUAAAAAAGAUAAUAAAUAUCGUGAAGAACAAGAAGAUCUUGCUCAACAAUGGCAAAAAGAAAUUGAAAAAUGGGAAGAUCAACAUUUAGGAAAUUAUCGACGAAUUUAUCCAGGUGUAGAUACAGCGGAAAAAUAUGAUAGAUUUUAUACACAAUCGGGAACACUUUAUUCCGAAACAGCUGCAUCAAAAGCUCGUCUUGAACAAGCAAAAGCACAAAUGGAUGAAAUACAAAAGAAACAAGAUAAAUUAAAUGCAUUUAAAAAUCGAAAACCAAAUGCUGGUGUAGGUAAUAAUAAUCCGAGAGAAUUGAGAGGUGAAAGUCCAACACGAAAACCAAUAUCAAAUGUGAAAACAUCAAGAAGUUCAUCAUUUAAUCGAGCACCAUUAAAACGUAUUACAGCUAAUUCACUCGUGUCUACUCCAACAAUUCCAAGUUAUGGUGAAUCAACAAAACCUAUUGAAAUUGAUGAAACUGAAGAAUUCGAAAGAAUGACAUUACUUAAACAACGUGAAGCACUUCUUAGAACAUCAGGUGUCCCUGAUAUGUGCCAUCGUAUGUUAUUUGGUACACCGGGAACAAUGGCAAAUGUACCAUUAUCAAGUAAUCCUAAUAUAACAAUUCAUGGACAACAUCAUAAUAAUCAAAGUGAUGUAGGUGAUCCAUCACAAAAUCUUUCAUUACUACAAUAUGUUGGUUCAAAAUUACCUAAUGCACAAAUAAAUCGAUAUACGACAAAUAAUGGAGUAUCAACACAAGCACUACAACAGUAUUUCACCAGUCAACAACAUCCAUUACAACCUAAAUAUGAUAUUCGAACAACAACAAAAGUUGCUACAAUCAAUUCACAAAGUAAUACAAGACUAAGUCGUUAUCAACAAACAUUACGUCCAUCAGAGAAUAUUCUUCCAAAUAAUAAUACUAAUCGUGCUAUAUUACCAACACAUAUUAUGCCACAAAUAACAACUAAUUUUUCACCCAAACCAACUAUACCUACAGCUAAUACUACGUUUGAUCCAUCCGUACGAACUAAAAGUGCAAAUACAGUACCACGACAACGAACAGGCGGUCUCUAUUUGGUUUCAUGUGGUUCUAAUACAACUCGUCUUCCUGCAAAUGCUGCUCAUCCUCGAGGAAUAGCUGUUAAUGGAUCAUCAAUGCCAGUUGGAAAUAAAUUACAAUCUUUAUGUGAUUAUUCAUCACUUGAACAAUUUAAACGACUUCAUACAACAAAACAAUCAGCAAAUGAAAAUAGAAUAUCACCAACAUCUUCAUCACCACCAAAAUGA